This is a messenger RNA of Phycomyces blakesleeanus NRRL 1555(-), 357 nucleotides long. RefSeq lists its product as hypothetical. The transcript has 4 exons. Lineage: Eukaryota; Fungi; Mucoromycota; Mucoromycetes; Mucorales; Phycomycetaceae. The record is from RefSeq and is a predicted model, not a curated record. Bases 1 to 357 code for a protein of 118 amino acids.
AUGUGCAAACUGUCUGCCUCUCCAAAAAAAAAAGACAACGAACAUGUAGACCCCAGAGAUUUAAUUGUAGCUAUACCAUAUUUCUUUAUUGGUGAAUUUGGUACGUCCAAACAAGACCACAACACUAAUCCAUAUCGCCACUCUCACACAUCAGAUGUAGCAUGUCAUGGUCUUCUAGUGAUAUUACAACCAGACAUAUACCAAUCCAAAUUGCUUGACGAAAGUGCUUUAUAUCGAUUAAAACAGUAUAAUGACACAAAACAAAACCAAGAUAUUCAGGCUUCUGCUUCCAUAUCCUGGGAUUUUCAAACGAUUUACGGAGGUACUACCAGACAAUUGGUUAAAAUCACUUUUUGA